This is a messenger RNA of Rhipicephalus sanguineus (brown dog tick), 2021 nucleotides long. Its product is annotated as transmembrane protein 163. Gene Ontology annotation, molecular function: monoatomic cation transmembrane transporter activity. Gene Ontology annotation, cellular component: membrane. Bases 167 to 886 code for a protein of 239 amino acids. The transcript is spliced from 8 exons. Gene Ontology annotation, biological process: transmembrane transport; monoatomic cation transport. The record is from RefSeq and is a predicted model, not a curated record. NCBI's taxonomy places the organism in Eukaryota, Metazoa, Arthropoda, Arachnida, Ixodida, Ixodidae.
ACCGGUGCCCGCUUGGAGCCUCCGAAAGAGGAAAGCGGCCGCCUAUAUCGGUCAGCCCUGUCUGCAUCGGCGGCCUUCGGGUAAACGCACUCUGGCUGCGUUGGCGGCUACGGGGACCGUCGACAUGGACGUAGCAGCAGCAGCCCGCGCGGGCCGUUGAACCACCAUGGGCUUUCACUCCUGGGAGCCUUACCACUUCCACUACGCCGACGAGACAACACCGCUAAAACUUGAUUCCCAGCUCUUGGAUAACAGUCCUUACGAAGGAGGUGACCUCAACCGGAAAUGUGUACUCACGCUGAGCAUCGUAUCUGUCGUUUUCAACAUUGUCGUCGGGGGCACGGGGUUCGUGUUUGCGUUCCAGAGGAACAGUGCUUCGAUAUACGCAUUCGCGGCCGAGUGCCUUCUGGACAUGCUGUCUUCGAUAAUUGUGAUAUGGCAGUACUUAACGCCACACUACUCGUUUGCAAGAGAACGUGUAGCCUGCAUGCUUCUGGGACUGUUCUUUAUACUCUCCGCAGUAGCCAUUAUCAGCAAAGCCAUGGACGACCUAAUCGUGCGGGAGAGCCCCACUUGGAUACCCGUCCUCAUUAUCCUUGCCGGAGUUGGCGCAGCAGCCUGCUUUCUCUUGGCGGUUAUCAAAUUCAUCCUGGCUAAGCGAUUAGGAAGCUUGUCCUUAGUCCUUGACGGGAUAAACUCCUUAAUUAGCAGUUUUUGCGCCGUGGCCAUAAUAGUGAGCGACCUGGUGUACGACUCCAACCCCGAGGUCUGGUACAUGGACGCCGUGCUUAGCACUGUUGCUGCGCUCAUCAUGCUCCUCGUCGGGGCCAAGGUGCUGUUUGAAAACUGGUCGAUAGGACGUCCCGGCCACAUGACACUUCAGUGAAACACGGUGGCCUCGGACAGUGUUUUUCCAAUUGGAAGUGCGGCACUCGCCCUUAGCCCCCAUCUCUCUUCCCACACACUGUGAAACAGCGCGGAGGCUGCGUGCAAGUCUCCUUUCUUCUGGCGUCCUCAGCGGGCUACACGGCGCCAGAGGACUCUGCACGUUCUCUGCUGGACAGACGGCGAUGCUCUGACGUGGACCUGUGCACCGCACUAUUGCCACAGUGGUGCGGUACACCCCCCUUAUUUAAGCUGAAGGAAGCGCACGAAGUGGGUUUAAACUCUCCGUGUGUGGCUGUGAAGCCAUGAGGGGCCGCUGUGUAUUCGAGGGUUACGAGAAAGUUCGUUUCUCAUGCGAGAAUCUUUUAAAAGAAAGGCUGUGUCGUACGUAUGACAGUAUGCUUGGUGGAGUGGUUGAUUGAUCAUCGGCGAGACACACGCUCGCGAGUGCAUUUCCUUUGUAAGUAGCGGUCCUACCGCAAGCCUAAACGUGGCAAGUGAAACGAUGAUCAAUUAUAAGUUAACGUAUACCACCGCGCUCAUCGGCAGAACUUCGUAGCUCACACGAGCCGCUGGUCACGCUCGCACUUGUGGUUAGCGUCUCGCGCGGCUACGUGGCAGCGACGAAGUUGACAAAGUUGGGUCAGUCGCAGCUAUGGCAUUCUAACACGGGGUAGGACCUUGAUUUAGAAGCCAGACGUGCACCGUUUAUUUAAAUACUUGUGAUCGCUGGGAGCCUUUCAGGUUAGAUAAAUUCCUUCAAGUCGUGUUCAAGUCGUGUUACCAAUCACUGUUAGGCGCUUCGGGGCCAUCUGAGCGGGCUCCGAAGCUGCGCACGCAUUCCAAUCUUGCCGAUAGCGCAAAAUGAACGCGUUUGAGGAUUUCAUUGUUAUUAGUUUAAGCACUGCUAUCAGUGAGAAAAGAGAUAUGUAAUUGCAUGCGUAACAAGUUUUUAUUGUUUUAUUCUGUGUGAAUUGUCAUCGUGUAAACAAUGUUUAAAAAUUACAUUAUAACAUUGACAUGUAGUGCAAUUCACCCACUUGUGAACGAAGCUACAGGAAUAUUUAUUUCUCGUUUGUUCGUUAUUUUUUCUUGAUACGUCAGCUGUGAACACAAUAAAAAUAUCAUCUGAGAUU